This is a messenger RNA of Quercus lobata, 1688 nucleotides long. Its product is annotated as spermidine hydroxycinnamoyl transferase-like. Gene Ontology annotation, molecular function: acyltransferase activity, transferring groups other than amino-acyl groups. NCBI's taxonomy places the organism in Eukaryota, Viridiplantae, Streptophyta, Magnoliopsida, Fagales, Fagaceae. The record is from RefSeq and is a predicted model, not a curated record. The transcript has a single exon. Bases 367 to 1569 code for a protein of 400 amino acids.
UUGAGAAUCCACGGAAAAGAUCUUAUUCAUAAAGAAGCAAAUGAAUUUUUUUUUAAGAAGUAAAUGAUUCUUUCUAAUCUAUUAACCUUCCUAUGUAUAACACUAUAAGCACUACUUCAACCAAAAAAAAAAAAAAAACUAAGCACCACAGAAGUCAGAGCGUAGAGAGAUUUAUCUGAAGAAGUACCAGGGAAAAAAAAAUGAAGCAUCAGGUCUAUUUCCAUAGUGGUUCCAAGCGAGCCUACUCCAAGUGGCCUUUUACGGCUCCCUGAGACCGAUCAAGUGGCGCAAUGGACUCAUGCACCAGUCAUAUACAUUUACAGAGCCAAGUCCAACAACACCACGAUCCCAUUUUCAUUUGAGGCAAUGAAAAAUUCCCUAAGCCGUGCUUUGAUUCAAUUCUACCCGUUGGCUGGCCGGCUACACUGGAUUGAAGGUGGCCGGCUUGAACUUGAUUGCAAUGCUAUGGGAGUGCAACUAUUGGAAGCUUAUUCUGAAGCAGAAUUGGAUGAGCUUGGUGAUUUUGCACCAACCGAUGCAGUGCGAGAUCUUGUCCCAAAGGUUGAUUAUACUACUCCAAUAGAGGAGUGGCCAUUGUUUCUUGUACAAGUGACAAGAUUUGGCUGUGGUGGCCUUUGUGUUGGAGUGGCAAUAUCCCAUACCAUGGUUGAUGGACGAUCUGCAACUCACUUCAUCAACUCAUGGGCAAAGUUGUCUCGGGGAUAUGAUCUGGAGGACGCUGAUAUGCCAUUUCUUGAUCGAACUGUUUUGCGAUCAAGUGAACCAGUUAGGAUUCCACGCUUUGAUCACAUAGAAUAUACCACAAAGCCACCAGUCUUGAUUGGGAGGACGGAUGCGAAUGAAGAGAGAAAGAAGGAAACUAGUGCGACCUUGUUAAAACUUACAAAGGAGCAAGUGGAGGUAUUAAAGAAGAGAGCCAAUCAAGACUUUGACGGGGUACCAACAAUAAGGUCCUAUUCUAGAUAUGAGGCCAUUGCCGGCCACGCGUGGAGAUGUGCAUGUAAGGUACGUGCAGUUGAUAGUCAUAAUAGUCAAUCAACAAGAGCUCGCUUUGGAGUUGACAUUCGUAAUCGGUUAAAGCCAUCUCUUCCUGAAAGAUAUUUUGGGAAUGCAAUUUCUGUUACUGUGACACCAAUAUGUCUCUAUGAAGACCUCUUGUCCAAGCCAUUGAGUUAUUCUGCUGGGAAACUAAGGGAAGCCAUUGAGAGAAUGGAUGAUGAGUAUAUAAGAUCUGCUCUUGAUUUUAUAUCAAGUCAGAAGGAUGUGAGUGGGCUAAGGUCUAACUUUCACAUUCAAGGAUACUCGGAAGCACCUUUCCUAGGGAACCCUAACAUUUCUCUUGGCAGCUGGAUAGGUCUACCAAUCUACGAUGCAGAUUUUGGAUGGGGAAAGCCUAUAUACGUGGGUCCUGGGUUGCUAAACAUGGAUGGUAAAUCAUUCAUUAUGCCAAGUUCCACUGCUGACGGAUCUCUCAUUAUAGCACUUCGUUUGCAAACACAAUACAUGGAUUCUUUCAAGAAAAUCUUUUAUGAGGAUAUUAUGGAGUAAAAUUAAGAAGCUCCUCUUAGUGUCAGCCCAGCCAAGUUAUGAUCAUGAUAUACCUAAUAAUAGCUGUAAAAUGCGAUGGAAAAUUCAAAAUCUUCAAAGGCUUUGAGGUUGAUGGCUAA